Drosophila navojoa is the source of this 1980-nucleotide messenger RNA. RefSeq names its product NF-kappa-B inhibitor cactus (gene cact). Gene Ontology annotation, molecular function: NF-kappaB binding. Gene Ontology annotation, biological process: cellular response to tumor necrosis factor. The record is from RefSeq and is a predicted model, not a curated record. Gene Ontology annotation, cellular component: cytosol. NCBI's taxonomy places the organism in Eukaryota, Metazoa, Arthropoda, Insecta, Diptera, Drosophilidae.
AAAUGUAGUGCUAUUUUCAACGUGAAAGAGUCGAGACGUAUGUAUUUUAAAGCGGAGCGCAGUCACAUUAACUACAAGUUAAAAGCGAAACGCGAAUAAAUGUGGAACAGCAUGCGAAACAAAUUACAACAAUAGACAAAUUAAAGAGAAACAACGACAAAUUACAGUUUAAAAAAGAAUACGAGACGUUGGCAAAUAAAUUGCAAAAGAACCAAAAUCAGCAAAGUAACUUUAUUCAAAUCAAUAAUAAAAGCAAAGGCCAACAGGCAGGCAACAUAGUUCAAAAUGUGGAACCAAACGACAACAGCAGCAACAAGUGAGAAUAACAAGGCUAAGGAAACGGUGGAGGAUUGUAGCUGUGCUGUUGGUGGCGUUGCCAGCGCUGCCACAGCUGUCAGUGUUGAGCAACAGCAGCAAAGAGCUGCAUUUGAAGCUAACAGUAAACAAGCAGCAGCAACAACAACAACAACAUCAUCAUCAUUUGGCGGCAAAAGCAGCGAGCAACAACAAAGCAGCGAAGCCGCCAUUAACAAGAACAAAGAAUUUGCAGCACAAAGCGAAACAAGCGAUUCUGGUUUCAUCUCCGGUCCCCAAUCAUCGCAAAUAUUUAGCGGUGAAAUAAGUGACGACGAAACAGGACAUCAACAGGAGAAGGAGAAAAAGAAGGAGUCGGAGCAGGACAAGCGACAGGAUCAAAGCCAAGAUCAGAAGUCAGACAAAUUGAAAACGGUGCUCGAUUCGGGCAUCAUCGACGAGCUCGAGGAGGAGGAGCACGAGGAAGAGAAGGAAAAGACAACAGCAGGAACAACAACAGCAACAAAUCAAACGGAAGCUGGCGUCGAGCAGCCGGCCAGCGAGCAAAUGCGCUUCAAACAUAAUGUCGAUUCGGGAAUACCCCAAUGGACUGUACAGUCAAGCCUCGGUAUGAACAAUCUCAAUAUAUCAGCAGCAACAAAUGCCAACAGCUCCGCUGGACGAAGAAGCGCACCUCAGACCACAACAACAACAGUAACAAAUGCAGCUGGGAAUACUGCAAAUGCAACGGCACCACUAAGCAACACCAGCAACAUUAACAUCAUGAACGCCUGGGAGCAAUUCUAUCAACAGAACGACGAUGGCGACACACCACUGCAUUUGGCCUGCAUAUCGGGCUAUGUGGAUGUGGUUGCCGCUCUGAUACGCAUGGCUCCACAUCCAUGCCUCCUAAACAUCCAGAACGAUGUGGCACAGACGCCACUGCAUCUGGCCGCACUUACAGCGCAGCCAGCAAUUCUGCGCAUGCUUCUGUUAGCCGGUGCCGAGCCCACAGUACGUGAUCGUCAUGGCAAUACGGCGUUGCACCUGUCCUGUAUUGCAGGUGAGAAACAAUGCGUGCGCGCUCUGACAGAGAAAUUUGGCGCCUCCGAGAUACACGAGGCACAUCGCCAAUACGGACAUCGAUCCAAUGACAAGGCUGUCAGCUCUUUGAGCUAUGCCCAUCUACCUGCCGAUCUGGAGAUACGCAACUAUGAUGGUGAACGCUGCGUACAUUUGGCUGCUGGCGCUGGACACAUUGAUAUCUUACGCAUUUUGGUAGCUCACGGCGCGGACAUUAAUGCUAGGGAGGGCAAGGGCGGACGCACACCUCUGCACAUUGCCAUCGAGUGCUGCAACGAGGAUUUGGCCAACUUUCUGCUAGAUGAAUGCGAGAAACUUAACCUGGAGACAGCAACAUAUGCUGGACUAACGGCAUAUCAGGUGGCCAGCAUAUUGAAUAAAUCGCGCAUGCAGAACAUAUUGGAGAAACGGGGAGCAGAGACGUUAACGCCGCCCGAUAGCGAUUAUGAUAGCAGUGAUAUCGAAGAUCUAGACGAUACGAAGAUCUUUGGUGAUCCGCGUUACUUUGUCAGCUACAGUGGCGGCAAUCCCAUGACAGUUGCCUGAGCAUCACUUUAAUUGUACAUAUAUAUAAAACAUAUCCAUUAUACAUAUAUAUAUAUA